This is a messenger RNA of Labrus mixtus (cuckoo wrasse), 2968 nucleotides long. RefSeq names its product Serine/threonine-protein kinase pdik1l-B-like. Gene Ontology annotation, molecular function: ATP binding; protein serine/threonine kinase activity. Bases 199 to 1410 code for a protein of 403 amino acids. Lineage: Eukaryota; Metazoa; Chordata; Actinopteri; Labriformes; Labridae. The transcript has 4 exons. Gene Ontology annotation, biological process: autophagosome organization; peptidyl-serine phosphorylation; protein autophosphorylation. Gene Ontology annotation, cellular component: cytoplasm; autophagosome. The record is from RefSeq and is a predicted model, not a curated record.
CACAGAGCGGGACGUUCUGAAUUUAGACCCGGAAGUCAGUCUCCUCUGCGCUAUCACAACUCUUGUUGUUUAUUGACAAUAAAAAGUAGAAAUGCGUUGGUUAUGAAGCGAAGCGUCGUGUUGUUUAAGUAGAUUUGAGCUCAGGUCAAUUCUUUCCUGGAUAUGCUGAAGUCUAGUUGGCUCUAACUUCUGUGAGAGAUGGAGGAGCUCUACACUCUGGAGAGGGAGGUAGGACGAGGCAGCUAUGGAGUGGUGUUUGAGGGCCAUAUGGCCAAAACAGGAGAGAAGGUGGCCAUCAAGCGGCUGCCCUGCAGCAGCCCAGAGUGCAUUGAACUCUACCUGCAAGAGCUGUGGGCCAUGAGAGCCACCGCUAAGAACCAUGUCAAUGUCAUUGCACUCCACAGCUGUCUUCUGCAGACAGGGUCAAGGAGCCUGAAGAAACUAAAACCGGGCAAACUGCCUGUACGUCUGGUUGAGAGUGUGCUGAAGGGCAGUGUAGUCGGUGCACCUCAAAGUCAGGAAAGGAAUACUUCCCAGCCUAACACCCAAAGGAGGACUAAUGCUGUUUCUAGACUUGAAGACCGGACUAACACUGUCCAGACGAGGACUAAUUCUAAUGAGAAGACUAGAUCAAAUGCAUCUGAUUCUGCAACUCCCCAGAGGCCACAAAACAGAGGCAGAAAGAGACCAGCUCAGAGUGAGGAAGAGCAGCCGGGGCCCCUGAGGUGCUUGGCCUUGUGGCUCGUGAUGGAGUACUGUGACGGGGGUGAUUUGAAUCAGUACCUGCUCACUAGGCCCCCGGACGCCCAGCGUAAUCACAGCGUGGUGAAACAGCUCUGCAGGGCCGUGGUCUUCCUGCAUACCCUGGGCAUCACCCACAGAGACCUGAAGCCUGACAAUGUGCUGGUCUGUGUGACACCUGAAGGCCCCGUUGUCAAGGUGGCGGACUUUGGUCUGAGCAAGAUGAGUGAAGGUCUGGUGGAAGGUGAUCUCACCAGGCAGCACUUCUCCUCCACCUGUGGCUCCGACUUCUACAUGGCUCCAGAGGUGUGGGGUGGACUGACCUACACCGCCCAGGCAGACAUCUUCUCCCUGGGGGUGAUGUUGUGGGCUGUGCUGGAGAGGAUCACCUUUGUGGAAGAAGGGACAAGUCAAGAACAACUGGGGGCCUAUGUGUGUAAGGGUCGCUCGGGCUGGUUGAUGCCGCUGGGGGAAGCUUUGUGUGAGAAUGCUGACCUCCAGCUGUGUAUCCCCACGAAGUUUAAAAGAGCCCCCCCACUGCCACCCCCUCCUGGUCCAGCUGUGUGCACUCUGCUUUUAGAGAUGCUUGCUGUAAACCCGGAUGCCCGGCCCCCGGCAGACCAGCUGGAGGCCCGAGUGCGCUCUGCUCUGAAAAAGGACUCCCACUGACAGAAAGAGCGCUUAAGAGACUGUAAUGGCAUCGAGUGAUGUAGCCACUACAUAAAAAUAUUGACUCUGGGACCCCCUGGCCUCAGUGCUUCCAACAUGUGUAGGGAAUUACCACGAUGUGCUGCAGUCAAGUGGGGAUUACAGAUAUGAAUGAUUUUAUGGAUUGGCUAUCGUUUGACGUAGAAACAGGAGCCGGAUCCAAUAAGUGAGUUUAAAAACAACAGAAAGGGAAAUAAUGAAUGAAUGAUAUACACUGGAAAUCAGAUGAGUCUAUAAAGUGAUCUAGUGGGACUUACUCCAGCUGUAUGCUGUUACUCGGGUCUUGCAUGCUUGACAUAGAAAAUCCAUUUCAAUGGAUAUAUGGCUGAAAUGAAAUGAAAGGGACUACAGCUGCUGCUUCUUGUCUGAGUCUGCAGCGCCGUAAUGAUUCUGUUUGAUCUAAUUAACCCGUUAUGUAGAUGUUGAGCUUCUACUGACUCAAAAGUGAAUUUUAUGUUCAUUUUUAUUUUCUUCUUUCUUUAAAGGUUUUUUUUGGGGCUUUUUAUGUCUUUAUUUUAGAGAUAGGGCCGUUAAUAGAGUCAGGAAUCUAGGAGAGAGAGAGAGAGAGAGUGGGGAAUGACAUGCUGGAAAGGAGCCACAGGUCGGAUUCAAACCCAGACAGACCGCUUGGAUUACAGCCUAUGUACAUGGGGCUCACACUAAACACUAGGUUAGUGUGAGCGGCCGAAACGUGCUGAGAGAGUUGGGAAUGACAUGCGGGAAAGGAGCCACAGGCUGGAUUCGAACCCGGGCCACCCGCUUGAAGGACUACAGCCUCCAUACAUGGGACACGCGCACUAACCACUUCGCCACCAGCACCCCGAAACGUGCUGAUUCUUAACCAAAAUUUCCACCAGUCUUAUAUGAACAACAUAAAAAGCAACUCGCCUCAAUCUAAUGCAGUCUAACUCCACCACAGAGAACAGUCAAGAUGUAUAAUAUGAGUCAGCAUGUCGUACAUACAGCAGUGUUUGUUGCAAGGUUUCUAUAUAAAUGUGUAGUGACACAAAACUAGGUUUUUAUAAGCAUGCUAAUUAUUAGCAUACUGGCUGCUUAUUCGUCAUUAUUAAGCGCUUAGUAGUACAUUCUACAUGACCAGAGUCUAUAGCUAAGAGGUCAGUUUGUCCUCAACACCUCCUGACUAAUACUUAUUGACAGUAAGGUAGGAAGUUGUUGAACAUGAAUUAUGAUCUUAAUAUACUUUGUUUAGUGGGGACCUUAUAAGGUGAAAAGCAGCCGGUAUGCUACUAAUUAGCAUGCUAAUAAGCAGCUAGUUAGAGGUGAAUAUUCUGACCUUAAUUUAAAGUGUUACUAUAAUUUGUUUAUGCAGACAUUUUUGGGGGGGAUAAUGAUACAAACCAAAUGUUCUCGUCACAUACAUUUGAAUAUGAUUUUAAUGUCUUUUUCUUUUUCAAGGUUUAGUGGUUUAUAAUUUCAUGGAUUUUCUUCAUGGUCACAGCGCAGUGCUGGGUAACAUGUUACAAUGUUUUACUGGAUUAUAAAAGUUGUGUCAAACUAC